Penicillium egyptiacum is the source of this 1464-nucleotide messenger RNA. NCBI's taxonomy places the organism in Eukaryota, Fungi, Ascomycota, Eurotiomycetes, Eurotiales, Aspergillaceae. The record is from the annotation of a GenBank genome assembly.
AUGCCACGGAGUGAUCAAGUCCUAUAUAAGCUUCCCCGAUCAUCUCGGAAACUCUCGUCAACAGCCCACUCUAUUAGCUUUAGGAUAUAUCUCACCUUGAACACCAGCCUUGAACAGCCGAGGUAUCCUCUUUUCGAAAUGAAGACCAUCCUCCUAAGCGUUCUCCUGCCGGCAUUAGCCAGCGCAGCGGUAACAAGCGGUAAAUUCACUGCGCUGAGCUUCAAUGUCGCAGGCCUGCCAUCACUCUUCCAAUCAAACGAUGUCAAUGGCACAAAAAGCGAAAAUGCCAAGCAGCUCGGUACCUACUUCUCGAAGUACGGUUACGAUAUCAUCAAUAUGCAAGAGGACUUCAACUACCAUGCCUACAUCUAUGAAACAGAUAACCACGCCUACCGGACCGCUACAUCCGGCGGCGCAGCCAUUGGAAGUGGUCUGAACACCAUCUCCACCCACGACUGGGUAGAUUUCACACGCGUGAAAUGGAGCAGAUGCUCCGAUGCAUCCGGCUCAGACUGUUUGACCCCGAAGGGCUUUACAUUCAUGCGCUGGAACCCGGCCGACGGAGUCUAUGUCGACUUCUACAACCUCCAUGCCGACGCCGGCACCGAGGAUGAAGACGAAACUGCCCGGAACUCCAACUUGCAGCAAGUCGCAGAUUACAUCGACACCUGGUCGACUGGUAACGCCGUCGUAGUCAUGGGCGAUACGAACAGUCGAUACACGCGCGCCAAAGACACGGCCAUUCGCGUCUUCAAGUCUCAGAAUAGCCUCGCAGACCCCUGGGUCGAGCUUGAGAAAGAUGGUGUCUACCCCACUACUGGGGCAGAUGCCUUGCUAUGCGACAACCCGUCUUCCGUUCAGACCUGCGAGACGGUUGAUAAAGUGCUGUACCGGGGGUCCAACGUCGCGACGCUCAAGGCAGAGAGCUUUGUCUAUGAUGGUGGGAAGUUCACGAACACUGACCCCAAGUAUUUAGGCGAUAUACUCUCGGACCACAACCCGAUUCUCGUGAACUUCACCUGGUCGCUUUCGGCGUCGCUUCGACAAAGUCAGUUCUCCGGUGGUCCGCAUGGGACCUGGUUUAAUGAUCUGCCGAGUAUUCCUUCGUCCCUUGCCGCUUCUGUGAUUACUUUCUCUGGUGCGGAGAGGCUGGAUGCUGUUGCUUUGGAGUUGAAGGAUGGCACAUCGUUUAGCCAUGGAGGAACUGGUGGUACUAAGGUCUCUCUUACCCUGGACUCUGGGGAGUAUUGGACGGAGACCAAGCUCUGUACUGGGCAGUAUAAUAGCCACACUCGCAACUUUUACAUCAAGGCUACUACCAGUACUGGUAAGACGUUGGAGGCGGGCACCUCAACUGAUAGUUGCCAGACGUUUACUGCCCCCGAUGGCUUUGCGGUUGUGGGUUUCAUGGGACAAGCGGAGGACGAGAUCGACCAAUUGGCUCUGGUAUAUGCGGCCUAUUAA